This is a messenger RNA of Parus major (Great Tit), 9451 nucleotides long. RefSeq lists its product as uncharacterized. The coding region runs from base 363 to 2084 and encodes 573 amino acids. The transcript has 2 exons. Gene Ontology annotation, biological process: virion assembly. Gene Ontology annotation, molecular function: zinc ion binding; nucleic acid binding. NCBI's taxonomy places the organism in Eukaryota, Metazoa, Chordata, Aves, Passeriformes, Paridae. The record is from RefSeq and is a predicted model, not a curated record.
CUUAAACGUGCAGAAUUUAAUAUAUAACAUAAACUAAACAAUUGGAGAUACCAAUAUCAUAAAGUCACCCCAAGACAGAGGGGCAACAUGAACCCCACUGGGACCUUACCCCAGAGAAAGAGUCAGGUGGACCCUGACUUAGAAAGAGGGUCAAGUAAACCCUGACUUGGAUAAGAGAGUAAGAAAGUUGAGUUGUUUUGAGGUUUUGUUUGGAAAGAAGCGAAGGUAAUUUUUUUUUUUAAGAGAUAUUUUUUUGGUAAGAGGCCAGGAAAGUUUACUUGUGGUCCAGAUUUGUGUUGCCCGUCAUUAAAUUUUAGUUCGGGUAGGGGCACCUUAUCCAUUUAGGUUGAGGCCUGGAAAAUAUGGGAGGGUGCGUGAGCAAGAAGAUGAGUACUAAGAGAGAUAAAAGAGCCAAGAAUAUUCCUCCCAAUAGUCCCUUAGAAAAAUUAUUGGACAAAUGGGACGAUUGGGAAGUAACAAAAGAGCUAGAUAAAAUAAAGAUGAUCCACUUUUGUGUGGAGGUGUGGCCUAACUUGAACCUACCAGAACGGUGGCCAUGGGUCGGGACACAGGACCUGUGGAUGUGCAGGCAAUUGAAUGAACAUCUGAAGGCACAGGACGGGUCUGACCUGGAGGAGAUACGGUAUGCUGCAUGUUGGUUGGAGAAUGUAGUAAGAGAUAGAGAGAUGAAAAUCUGUACGUUACAGCAUAAGGGAGAGAGGAGUAGAGAGAAAGAGGAAAAUGGGAAAAAGUGGGACCCCCUUGACUACUUGCCCCCUCCAGAUUUUCCUGCUGUUUCCCAAAGUGCACCUCUGGCUCCCUCUCAGGUUCACGUGACCCCUCCUACAGCUACCCUUCCUCUACCACCUCCACCCUUCCCAAUGACUACCGUUCCUAUAACUCCUUCCCCAGUCGUCAUUCCCUUAUCUCCUCCUAAUUGGGAUCUGAGCAAGCCAGCAUCGCCAUUGUCACUGUCACCUCUACAAACUUCCGGUGAUCCCCCACCUACUGUCCUCCCACAGUCUGAUACUACUACUAGCCCUCAACAGGGAUUUACAUCCCAAGCAGAUGGUCCUAAGGCAGAUGACGGACCGUAUUGUAAUACUCGGUCCAAGACUUUCAAGGCAGAAAGGCUGUUCCCUCUUAGGGAGGUUCCUAUGGGAGGGGCAGCUGGUGGCAUUGGGUUUGUGAACGUUCCUUUAACUGCUUCAGAGGUCAGAAGUUUCAAGAAGGAAAUAGGGAAUUUGGUAGAGGACCCAGUGGGAAUAGCUAAUCAAGUGGACCAGUUUCUGGUACCCAACACAUAUACGUGGGGAGAACUUAAUUCAAUCUUCAACAUACCAUUCUCCCCAGAAGAGGUCCGGCUAAUAAGAAUGACGGGAAUAUGGAUUUGGGAACGAGAAAAUAUACCAGGACCCCCGGGAGAUCAAAAAAUACCCAUAGCAGAUCCCAACUGGAACCCCAAUGAGGAGGAAGGGAGGAGAAAUAUAAGAGAAUAUAGGUCCUUGAUGGUGAGGGGCAUAAAAGAGUCAGUCCCCAGGGGAAGUAAUACUAAAUUGGCAUUCGAUGGUUCGCAGGAGAAGGAUGAAACUCUGGCAGCCUGGCUAAACUGGUUAAAACGGAACUUUCAGCUGCAUUCAAAUAUUGACCCAGAUGGCCCGGAAGGCCAGAUGCUCUUAAAGGUGCAAUUUGUGACAAGGUCUUGUCCGGAUAUUAGGAGAAAAUUAGAAAAGAUGGAGGGCUGGCAGGAAAAAGAUAUUAAUGAGCUCCUGAGGGAGUCUCCCAGAGUGUAUCUAUGGACAGAAGAAGAAAAAACUAGAACGAAAGCUAAGAUAAUGGUGGCAGUUGCCAGAGAAAGUGCAGGGUCGGAAAAAGGGGCUCUGGCAGCACCCAGUCGAGAGAGACCGGGGCCAGCAAAACCUUGGAAGUGGUAUCCGGAAAGAACGGGGAAACCAUGGGUCAGACGCUGCUUUUAUUGUAAUGAGGUUGGGCAUUUUCAAAAGGACUGUAAAAAGUUACAGUUUGACGAAGCCAUUGCCCGAGAACAAGAUCUUUUAAAAAAAGUUUUAAAAGGGGAUGAUUAGGGGUGUCGAGGGCUUUAUAUAGUAGAGGACCCCAUGAAACAUCUGACAGAGCCCUUGGCAAACUUUGAAGUGGGUCCAUUGAGAGAGGACAUGGAAUUUUUAAUAGACACUGGGGCUGAAAGAUCUAGUAUAAACAAGUUGCCAUCAGGAGUCAUCCUAGGUGAGAAGACCUGUGAGGUGAUAGGGGCAGAGGGGAAACCAUUUAGAGCUCUGGUGGUUGAAAAUGUGGAAAUAAGAGGAAACUCUAAGUAAUGCAAGGUGAAUUUUAUUUACUUACCCAAGUUAGAAAGUAACCUAUUGGGGAGAGACCUUCAGGUUCAUCUAGGUGUGGGAGUAAUCCCUGAGGAUGGGAAGAUGGUGGUAAGAAUUACGGCACUUACCCAAAACGAGAUGGAGAAAAUUAACCCAGAAGUGUGGGCUGGCCAAGGAAAGAGGGGACUCUUGGGGAUAUCCCCAGUAGUGGUGGAGAUGGUGAAAGAUACCCCACCAGUGAGAGUUAAACAACACCCCAUCUCACCGGAGGGAAGGGAGGGGUUGGCCCCAAUAAUCAGACAACUAUUAGAAGAAGGAGUCUUAGAACCCUGUAUGUCCCCUCACAAUACACCCAUUUUAGCUGUAAGGAAAGCCGAUGGAAGUUACCGGCUAGUACAAGACCUAUGAGAAGUCAACAAAAAGACUGUCUCUAGGCACCCUCUUGUGCCGGAUCCCUAUACACUCCUCAGCAAGGUGCCGAGAGAGCAUCAAUGGUUUACCACCAUAGAUUUGAAAGAUGCCUUUUGGACCUGUCCCCUCGCAGAGGAGAGUAGAGACUGGUUCGCUUUUGAAUGGGAUGAUCCCAUUACCAGAAGGAAACAACAACUUAGGUGGACACGUCUCCCCCAAGGAUUCUCAGAGUCUCCUAACCUCUUUGGGCAAGCAUUGGAGAAGUUGUUGGAACAAUUUGAUUUAGAAAAAGGGGUACAACUCCUCCAAUACGUAGAUGACCUACUAGUCUCAGGAGAGAGCCAAAGUCAGGUAAAAGAUACCAGCAUACGGCUUUUGAAUUUCUUGGGCAAACAAGGAUUGAGAGUAUCACAGAGUAAAUUACAAUUCGUGGAAUCAGAGGUAAAGUUCUUAGGCCACCUGAUUGGAAGUGAUUAUAAAAAGCUGAGACCGGAGAGGAUCUCGGGAAUCCUGUCCAUUGAGCCCCCAAAAACUAAGAGGGAUGUGAGGAAACUGCUGGGGUUGGUAGGAUAUUUUAGGUGGUGGAUAGAACGAUACUCAGAAUGUGUAAGAUUUUUGUAUGAGAAGUUGAUCAGCCCAGAACCCAUACUCUGGACGGAGAAAGACGAAGCGCAGCUGCGGAACUUAAAAAGCAAAUUAUGUACAGCACCAGUCCUGAGCCUUCCAGACCUAAGUAAAGGGUUUGAUUUAUUCAUAAACACAGAGGGUGGAGCAGCAUAUGGGGUACUGACCCAGGAAUGGGGAAAUUGCAAUAAACCUGUGGUGUAUCUAUCUAAGCUACUGGAUCCAGUGACCAGGGGAUGGCCAGUGUGUCUGCAAGCAAUUGCGGCUACUGCUAUCCUACUGGAGGAGGCCCAAAGAUUAACACUAUAUGGAAAGAUAGAAGUGCAUACCCCACAUGAUUUAAGAACAGUGCUCAGCCAGCAAGCACAGCAAUGGCUCACUGAUGCCCGAAUUUUGAAGUACAAAAUUAUUCUGAUGAAUAUUGACAAUUUGGAGAUUGCCACCUCUAAGUGUUUAAACCCAGCCCAGUUCCUUUCUGGGGAACCCCUAGAAGGCUUAGAACAUGACUGUAUUGAGCUUAUAUCGUUACAAACAAAAGUGAGAGAAGAUCUGGAAGACAGACCUUUACCACAUGGUGAAAUCAUGUUUAUAGAUGGAUCCUCAAGGAUGACAGAGGGAAUGAGGGCCUCAGGGUAUGCCGUAGUAGACGGGAAAACAAUGCGGGUAAUAGAAAAAGGAAAAUUGCCAUCAAAUUGGUCAGCACAAAGUUGUGAGCUUUAUGCUCUAAAAAGAGGUUUAGAAUUGCUGGAAGAAAAGUCGGGAACCAUUUACACAGAUUCGAGAUACGCAUUUGGAGUAGUACACAUGUUUGGAAAGAUCUGGGAAGAAAGAGGUUACAUCAACUCGAAAGGGAAGAAUAUAAUUCAUGAGAAAUUAGUUAAACUACUCUUAGAAGCCCUAAGAAAACCAGCAGAAAUAGCCAUAGUUCACAUAAAAGGACAUCAGAGAGCUAAUACCUUAGAAGUGAGAGGAAAUAGGAUAGCUGAUCAAGCAGCAAAAGAAGUGGCAUUAGGGUUGGAAGUUAAGUCUUUCCACUUGGGAGAGGCACAAGAACAGAAGGAAGGGGACAUAGAAACAAUAUAUAAUGAAAAAGAAAAAGAAGCAAUCAGAGAACUGAGAUUACGCCAAGAGCGAGGGGGAAGAUGGCUGACUCCAGAUGGGUGACAGUUGUUAAACCAACCCUUAGCCAGGAAAGUACUCACUGAAUUACAUGAACAAACACAUUGGGGAGUACAGGGGUUAUGUGACCAUUUCCUGAGGGAGAACCUAUGCGUGGGAGUAAUAUGGGUUGGCUAAAGCUAUCACUAAAGUGUGCAUAAUAUGUCAAAAAAUAAAUCAGAAGGUCAUGAGAAAAACAGAACCAGGAGGGAGGGAAAUAGUUCAAAGACCAUUCCAGAGUGUGCAAAUAGAUUUUACCGAAAUGCCUCUGUUGCAAGGCUAUAAGCACCUCCUGGUCAUAGUUGACCACCUAACCCACUGGGUAGAAGCAUUUCCUAUGAGAAAGGGGACAGCCCAAGUGGUAAUCAAGAUCAUAUUGGAAGACAUCAUCCCACGAUAUGGUUUGGUAAAUCGCAUAGAUUCAGAUUGGGGUCCACAUUUCACAGCUAAAAUCUUACACCAGGUUAUAAAGGCGUUGGGGAUAAAGCGGGAAUUACAUACCCCAUGGCACCCUCAGAGUUCUGGCAGGGUGGAAUGAAUGAAUAAGUCUUGAAAAAAUGUGCUUACUAAGUUGAUUGAGGAGACCAAAAUGAACUGGUUGAAGUGCUUGCCUUUAGCCCUUCUACGGGUCAGGACCAGGCCUCGGGCGGACCUAGCGGUUUCUCCGUAUGAGAUGCUGUUCAGGCUCCCAUUUCUCACUACGUCCUUUGGGGUCGGGGAACUAUGCGGAUGGAAAAACAGCUAUUCGGGAGUACCUAAAAACUAUAGGGAGAGCUCUAGAGGACUUACGUAAAAAAGGUUAUUUUCCUCAAACUUCCCCAUUAGAUGUCAGAGUGCACAACAUCAGUCCGGGAGACUGGGUGCUGGUUAAAUCCUGGACUAUUGCCCCAUUGACUCCUAAGUAUGAGGGCCCUUUUCAGGUCCUCCUCACGACGAACACUGCAGUCCGGACACAAGAAAGAGGAUGGACACACAUCAGUAGGGUGAAGGGACCAGUGACACCCCCUGACCUGGAGCAAGAUCAUCCUAAACCCACAGUGAAACCCCCUCAAUGGACAGUGUCCAAGGACCCAGAGACCUUAAAGUUACCUUUCAAGAAGAAGACCUCCAGUAAGGGAGGAGUGUAAAAGACUUUGACCUGAAGUUAACAUUGAGUUGUUAAAACUGUAACUACUUUGUAAAAAUUGUGAUUACAUACUUGUCUUGCAAAGCUGUUAAUAAGGUUGUGGUCACAUUUCUAACUUAAAGAUUGUUACAAGGUUACUGUAGUUCGGUGGGAGAGGCGAACUUUGUUUCCACAAAAAGGAGUAUUUUAAGGCUCUCCAAAGUGUAGGCCAAAACCCCCGCUAGGAUCUCCCCUAUAGGGAAGCUGAAAAGAGGAUACAGAAUAAAGAGAACUUCUCCCAUGCGCCCAGGAGGCAAGACCGGGUAGGCUGAUCUCCAAUGAUGGCCUAUACCGGACUCCUAGGGAGUGUGGUGUGGCUCUUGCUGAUUCGGGUUUCUGAGGGAGAUCCAUCAGGACCAUGUACCAGGUGCUACCAACUUCUUUACCACUAAGAGGAGAGAAGUUCCUUACUGCAAAUCCACAUGAAUCUGAAUCCUAGAUGCAUAAACUCUUCCCUAGCCAUGCCAUGUCAAGAAGAUGGACAGCGAUAUUGGAUGGCUAAAAACACUGCCACAUACUGGCAGAGACUACUAGGGGAGUGUCCUGUAGGACAAUGGCUGUGUUUUGAGAAUGAAUUAAGGCAGAAUAGACCCAUUGACCUGGUAAAAGAAAAGGAAAUAACUCAUCCCAAAGAUGUGGGAGGAGAAUUGGACCUUCCAAGAGGGAAAAACCUAUUUGUGGACUUAGCAGAGAGAAUAAGUCAAGAACUGAAUGUAACCAACUGCUGGGUGUGUGGUAACACUCAAAUGACUGAUAUCUGGCCUUGGGAGGGUAUUAGUUUAGGACCAUUAGAACUACUUAAGUGGAAGCAAAGUAAGCCAAAACUCCCGUCUCUAGGAAUAAGAAAAAUAGAACAAUGGAGCCUAAAGAACAAGGUAAUAGGAGAGGAAUGUAUUUUAAGGAGAGGGGAAGGGUUUGAUGUUCCAGUAGGAAACAUGGCGUGUAAAUGUUAUCUGAAGGUUAAAAAGGCAAUAACUCGAUGGGUACCUAAGGCCCCUGUAAAGUAUUGGUCUAUAGAAAAAGAUUCCCACGGUUGCACCUUUCACAAGGGACAUCAAUUAAAUGAAUGUGCAGGCAAGGAGACAAACCCCUUCUAGGCAAUAAAAGAGCUGUUUAAAUUCUGGCAGUCCCCUUCAGCAAUCAGUAAUAACUUCUGGGAAACACCGGAACACUUGUUCUGGAUUUGUGGAGAUGCUGCAUAUACAAAACUUCCAGGCAAUUGGGCAGGCAUCUGCACGAUCGGGAUAGUAAAGCCUGCUUUCUUCUUACUGCCAAAAGAACUUGGGGCAAACCUGGGGAUUCCACUGUUUGAUGAUUUAAAAAAGGACCUAAACCGACAAAAGAGAGGGACCAUCCAAAUGGGGGGUGACCAAGAAUGGAAAGGAAAAAUCUGGACCCCAGAAGAGAUCAUCAAAACUUAUGGACCUGCUACCUGGGCCCAAGAUGGGUCCUGGGGUUAUCGGACAGCAAUUUAUAUGCUGAAUAGAAUAAUUCGGCUACAAGCCGUACUCGAAAUUGUGUCCAAUAUGACCGCCCUGGCUCUAGAUCACAUCAGUGACCAACUAACCCAAACUCGGUCCAUAAUCUAUCAAAUUAGGCUAGCGGUCGACUAUCUACUCGCUGAUGAAGGAGGAAUUUGUGGUAAAUUUAAUAGCUCUGAAUGUUGUCUAGAAAUAAAAGACAAGAAUGAGGUAAUUAAAAAUAUACCCCAAGGAAUUAGAAAAAUCGCCUAUGUAGGUACCCAGCAGUGGACACCCCUGGUCAACACAAACUGGUGGGAUGGGUUCUGGUCUUGGAAGGGAGAGUGGUCGAAGAAAAUAACCUUUAUUAUCAUAUGUGCAGUUACUGGGCUAGUCUUCUUGCCGUGCAUACUUCCUUGUGUAGCCCGAUUGAUUACCACCUCAGUAAAAGUAAGCCUGGAAGUCCUUGGAGAAUUAAGACAGUCAGGAGAAGUAAGUAAAAUGAUGGCAUUAAAAACUCCUGACAGCACAGAACAGGGGGGCGCUAAGGAAAUCUAUCUCAGGUUUCAAAAACUAAAAUAAAUCUAUAUCCAAGAUCCUGAGACACCAAAUAGAAGCGGGUUUACAACCCGAUCAAAGAAUCAGAGGGGGGACUUGAUAUGAAUAGGCCCUACCUGGAGUCCAGGUUUCACAAGUGUUCUUUCCAGCCUCUGUUCCAGGUUCUGAAGCAUUCCAGUUCUGAGUUCCAUGCCAAACUGUUCCUUGUUACCCCUGUCCUAUCACAACCAGAGUCGGAGACUUCCCAACACGGCGACCAGGGUUGGAGACUUACCAAGAUGGCGAUCGGAGCUUAUGCAAAUCAGCUACCGAAAAACACCAUCCCGGACGAAAAACCCGAUCCAUGGAGCAUCGGAACACGAAAUAAAGAAACCAAGAGCGAUGCCUUGGAGUCGGGAUCAAAGGACACUAUCCGCCAACUCCGUUCUCCUCGCCAUGACUGAUAAGAGACUCGCUAGGGAUGACACCCCUGGACUUUUGAGCCAAAAGGGGACUCUGGGUUUACCCGCGAGGACGGAGGCCCCAGCUUUGCCUACAUUGCACCCCGUAGGAAGAGCUGCAUUCCUCCUCCUCCGAGCCACUUCAGGGGAGCAUCGGCGGUGUGCGCACGACCCGUCGGGCCCCCACCCCAAGCUGAUUCUAAUAAAGGCUUUAAAACAGGAGAAGAAGGUCUCCUGGCCCUGUUUUUGUCACCCAGGGGCCUGGGGCUUGUCCUGCUGCCUCUCCAGGGAUGUUGCACAGGGCCUGCAAAGAGGGUGGAGAGUGACCAGAGCCAGCCCAGAGCUCCCCAGGCCCCUCUGCAGCUUUGGCCAUGUCUAUUGACAUCUGGCUCCCACAGCCUUACCCGACCCCCUUGCAGUGCCCAGAUCCCUAAGGCAGAAGGGGAUCCCAAUGCACCAUGGAAACAGUUCUGAUCUGUGCUCCAUUAGUGUAUUCCUGGCUGUGUGCUCCAGGGCACGUUGGAAGGUACAUGUGAAUGACACUUCUGCUCAUGUUGAGGCGGACACAGGUGUUUCUCGUGCACCUUCUCCCUGCCUGACACGUGCUAAUAGAGUCUGCCGAGGUGUGCCUAACCGGUUGUGAGGGCCAGAUCUUUGUUGAUCUCAUUUGACUCAUUUCAGUGAAGGAAACUGUAAUUUCUUCUUGUAUUCAGCACCACGUGUGGGUGUAAAGUUCUGCUGCCACCUGCCAGUUGAGGAUUGCUUUGGUCAAGGAGAGGAAUUUUUGCCUAGGAAGAUUUGGCACUCCAGUUUCUCUUGCAUGGCAGAGGCCACCCGAGAUCUAAAUGUUGCUACAAGUGUCCCGACCUAUUUCCAGUAUGUACUUAAAAAUGUCUGUCUGCAACUGGAGUGAUUCUGUGCCUUAUUCAGAGAUGGUCCAUUCUGGCUUUUCAGCGUGAACAGUGAUGCUCCCAAGUUUUAAAGUUUUGAUCUUUCUCUCAUAGAUUAAGAUGGGGACAGCUCUAGGUGGCCAAUAGCUUGGGGUUCAUCUCAGAAGGAGAGACUUCAUUUGGGGUCACAGAGAAGACGUGCCUUCCCUGCAAGGAGCAGGAAAGAAAAUCCACAGCCUCUUGGAGAGGCAUACACUUGAAAAAGUUUUUGUAGCCACUGAUGCUGUUGAGGAAGAGAUUGAACUGCUCAAGAACCUGCUGCACGAGAUGGUGAGGUUUGAAGCCUCUCUGGAGGAGCUGGAACUCUAUAAGGACGGGGCUUGUGAUUCACCCAUGGAUUUGCGCACAU